AUGCUCACACUCAGCUCCUUAAGCUUCAGCGAAGAAUGGAUCGAUAACGGUGAGUGCAAAUUCAUCGCCCACGCGAGUUCCAUCGACGGUUACGACCUACACGUUCUAGUCGCUGGUCUGCCAGGACGAUACCCAGUGGUGGGUUUCUGGCCAAAGACUUCUGAACUCAUCAAGCCACCGCAGGUCGUGACAAAUUCUCAACGAUGUGUGAUCACUGAGCUACCGGACGAGAUCUUGCUUCAGAUAGACGGUCAUUUGGUGACCACCAACGGCACGUAUCACAUCUUGCCUACCUCGAAGUUUGGCGUCAAUCUAGAGCCAGCGGGUACAGCUAUCCAUCGAAUCCCUGGCAAGGUCAAGGAAGGUCUGCAGUCGUGGACGAAGUAUUGUGACGUCUCAUCAACGUCUACCGGGCCGCUUUCUAAGCGCUCUGCUCCCUAUGUCAAGGAUCUCACGCUUCUGGUCAGUGUGCAUGACGAUGCGGACCAUAAUGAAGUCGCUUGCCAGGAAGCGCAUAUCGGACGCUUCGUCGUGAGCUUCACUGCUGGUCACAGUUUGUCGAGGCUGGUGGUGGACAUGCGGAUGAUUACCCCUCCUGAACGUAAGAGCCGCAAAGUUCCUGUCUGGAUACGGGAGAGGCCAAGGGUGCGAUGGAACGUCCAGGGUCAGGAUGAUUUUGUUCUACCACCUCCGGGUGGUCAUGAGGGUGAGCCGGGUGACGAGGAGUCGUUUCGCGAUCUCUGGCUUCCAUUCCGACGGCUGCGUGGCGUCGAAGAGGUUGAGUUGAGGAGGACUUCAGUCUGA
Saxophila tyrrhenica is the source of this 804-nucleotide messenger RNA. RefSeq lists its product as uncharacterized. NCBI's taxonomy places the organism in Eukaryota, Fungi, Ascomycota, Dothideomycetes, Mycosphaerellales, Extremaceae. The coding region runs from base 1 to 804 and encodes 267 amino acids. The record is from RefSeq and is a predicted model, not a curated record. The transcript has 2 exons.